Molecule: messenger RNA, 1650 nt
Organism: Eutrema salsugineum
Lineage: Eukaryota; Viridiplantae; Streptophyta; Magnoliopsida; Brassicales; Brassicaceae
Product: cytochrome P450 714A2
Exons: 5
Coding region: 22-1608 (528 amino acids)
Molecular function (GO): monooxygenase activity; oxidoreductase activity, acting on paired donors, with incorporation or reduction of molecular oxygen; heme binding
Source: RefSeq, a predicted model, not a curated record
ACAAAAGAAACAGAAAAAAAAAUGGAGAGUUUGGCUGUUCAGACGGUGAAUGCAAUUUGGUGGAUAGUUGUUGUAGGAAUCGUCGGCGUAGGAUAUCAUGUGUACGGUAGAGCGGUGGCGGAGCAAUGGAGGAUGCGGAGGAGUCUAAAGGUGCAAGGCGUGAAGGGUCCUCCACCGUCGAUCUUUAACGGCAAUGCGUCCGAGAUGCAGAGGAUCCAGUCAGAGGCUAAACACUAUUCUGGCGAUAACAUCAUUUCUCAUGACUAUUCUUCUUCUCUCUUUCCCUAUUUCGAACACUGGCGAAAACAAUACGGGAGGAUUUAUACAUACUCGACGGGGCUGAAGCAGCACCUUUACAUAAACCACCCAGAGAUGGUGAAAGAGCUUAGCCAAACAAACACACUUAACCUUGGCAGAAUCACUCACGUCACCAGACGCCUCAAGCCCAUUCUUGGCAGUGGCAUUACCACCUCUAAUGGGCCUCAUUGGGCCCAUCAACGUCGUAUCAUCGCCCAUGAGUUUACCCACGACAAAGUCAAGGGAAUGAUUGGUUUAAUGGUGGAAUCUGCGAUGUCAAUGCUGAGCAAAUGGGAAGAGAUGGUGAAAAGAGGAGGAGAAAUGGGAUGUGAGAUAAGAGUAGACGAAGAUCUUAAGGAUGUCUCGGCUGACGUCAUCUCUAGGGCUUGCUUUGGGAGCUCUUUUUCCAAAGGCAAAGCGAUAUUCUCUAUGCUUAGGGAUCUUUUGAUCGCCAUCACUCGACGCAGUGUCUUCUUCAGAUUCAAUGGCUUCACUGAAAUGUUGUUCGAGAGUAAGAAGCAUGGUGAUGUGAAUAUUGAUGAGCUUGAGAAGAAUUUGGAAUCUUCGAUAUGGGAAACGGUGAAGGAGAGGGAAAUGGAAUGCGUGGAAGCUCAGAAGAAGGAUCUAUUGCAGUUGAUACUUGAGGGGGCGAUGCAUAGCUGCUGCGAUGGCAGCUUGUGGGACAAGUCAGCCUAUAAACGUUUUGUGGUGGAUAAUUGCAAGAGCAUCUAUUUUGCCGGCCAUGAGUCAACCGCAGUCUCCGUGUCUUGGUGCCUUAUGCUCCUCUCUCUCAAUCCUAGUUGGCAGAUUCGAAUAAGAGAUGAAAUCUUGAGUUCUUGCAAGAAUGGCAUUCCCGACGCUGAAACCAUUCCCAAUCUCAAAACGGUGGCAAUGGUAAUCCAAGAAACAAUGAGACUAUAUCCACCAGCACCAAUCCUGGCAAGAGAAGCAGCCACAGAUAUAAAACUCGGAAACUUAGUGGUGCCAAAAGGAGUGUGCAUCUGGACCCUCAUUCCUGCCUUACACCGAGACCCUGAGAUCUGGGGAGCAGACGCAAACGAGUUCAAGCCAGAGAGGUUCAGUGAGGGAAUCUCUAAAGCUUGCAAAUACCCUCAAACAUACAUCCCAUUUGGCCUCGGACCAAGACUUUGUGUAGGCAAAAACUUUGCUAUGAUGGAAGUCAAGGUGCUUGUUUCACUUAUCGUGUCAAAAUUUAGCUUUACUCUGUCUCCCAAAUAUCAACACUCUCCAUGCCACAGACUGCUUGUGGAGCCUCAACAUGGAGUUGUCAUUAGGGUUUCUCGACUGUGAGAUCUUGUGUUAUGUAAUGCCUUGACUUUGACAAUGACUAGC